This is a messenger RNA of Ipomoea nil (Japanese morning glory), 1545 nucleotides long. Its product is annotated as UV-B-induced protein At3g17800, chloroplastic-like. The coding region runs from base 195 to 1355 and encodes 386 amino acids. NCBI's taxonomy places the organism in Eukaryota, Viridiplantae, Streptophyta, Magnoliopsida, Solanales, Convolvulaceae. The record is from RefSeq and is a predicted model, not a curated record. The transcript has 2 exons.
CCUUCUUUUUUACUCCAUUUUUAUCUCUUCUUUCUGCGACUGAUAACGUUAUUGAUCGUUGGUUAUCACCACCUUAUCACUCUCAGCUCCCAAUCCCCAUACAAGAUUCCUUAUAAUCUCUCUCUCUCUCUCUCUUGUACUGCGCUUAUCUUUUUCUUUCUCUUUUUGCGUGGAUUUCAGUUAUUGGUUGUUGAAUGGACUGUGGGCUCUCUCCUUCCCUUCUCAAUUCUUCGCCUUUUGCGGGGAAGAGCGUGUUGGCGCCGACGACGCCGGCGUUCAGAUUCGGGUUCCCGAAUUCGCGGGUCGGAGGGUCCGGAAUCGGGUGGCGGAGAGCGUUGGUUGUGGCGGCGAGUGGCGGUCGGGCGAGUAGGAGCCAGUGUGAGUUCAGUGGGUUGAACGCGCCGCUGGAGCCGACCACGCCGUCGGGAAGGUUCUUGAGCACCGUGUUCCAGAACGAUCGCGAGUAUUUCCCGCUCGCCGUGGAGAAGCAGCUGGAGCAGCUGGCUUACGACCGGGAUGAAGCCGCGGCGAGGAUGACGUUGAGCUUGGCCUCCGAUGAAGCUUGCCUCCACAGGAGGAUUGCCGAGUUGAGAGCUCUGGACUGUGGAGCUGCGGUUGAAGAUGUGAUGUACAUGUCGAUACUCUACAAGUUCUCGGAGAUCAGGGUUCGUUUGGUUCCUCGCCUCUCGAAAUGCAUUUACAACGGGAGGCUCGAGAUAUGCCCUUCGAGGGACUGGGAGCUCGAGUCCAUCCACAGCUUGGAAGCUCUCGAGAUGGUGAAGGAGCAUCUCACCACCGUGGUUGGAUGGCGAGCGAAUUCCAAAGUCACCGACAACUGGGCGCCCACUCAAGUCCAACGCCUCCAUCUCUGCCGGGUCUACGCCGCCUCCAUUUUGUACGGCUAUUUCCUCAAGUCCGCCUCCCUGAGACACCAUCUCGAACAGAGCCUCGACGGCGGUCUCAGCCACUUGUCCACGCAAGUCUGUCCUUUAGGGUCCAAGAACGUCGCCCUCAGCCAGGGGGGCGGUGGUAUGCAGCCGUUGCUAACCGGCCCGAUAUCAUUCGUCCAGGGCGAGAAGCACGAAACGCUCAAGUCUUACGUGAUGGGUUUUGAUCCAGAAACGCUGCAAAUGUGUGCAAAACCGAAAUCCAAAUCGGCCAUGAACCUGAUCGAGAGGCAAAGCAGUGCGCUGUUUGGGGACGAAAGGUCGGGCCUUCUCCUCGAGAGCAAUGAGGUGAUUUUGACAUCGUUGGCGAGUCUUAAACGAAUAGUGCUCGAGGCCAUUGCCUUUGGUUCUUUCCUGUGGGAGACAGAAGAAUAUGUGAACAACAUAUAUGAUCUUGAGGCCAACUAAGCAAUGGCUGCCAUAGUAGUCUCCUCCAUUUGUGUAUAGAGUUUUGUGUUUUUCGUUUGUGUUAUGUUGUAUAGUGAGGCACCCACAACCCAGAAGCUAAUGUACAGAGUCCUCACGGAGGAAUUGAGUGAUCGAACAGAUAAUUUUGGUUUGAUGUUCUGUUUAGUCUCACAGCUAUGUGUUUGGAUUU